Trypanosoma conorhini is the source of this 2034-nucleotide messenger RNA. RefSeq names its product DNA polymerase sigma. Lineage: Eukaryota; Euglenozoa; Kinetoplastea; Trypanosomatida; Trypanosomatidae. Gene Ontology annotation, biological process: RNA 3'-end processing. The record is from RefSeq and is a predicted model, not a curated record. Gene Ontology annotation, molecular function: poly(A) RNA polymerase activity; mRNA binding. The transcript has a single exon. The coding region runs from base 1 to 2034 and encodes 677 amino acids. Gene Ontology annotation, cellular component: TRAMP complex; nucleolus.
AUGAAGCGCCGCGCACGCGUCGUUUCCCACGCAUCGGUGGUCGCCGACGAUGAGCCGCCGACCCGUGGCGACGCUAAGGCCGCUAUUAACGGCGCUAAUAAUAAGACCCCCCUCGACGACGCAGCAAAGACGCCGUACAUUCCGCCCCCAGCGGCCAGCUGCAGCCUGUUUUCGUGCUUUCAGCAGCGGCGCAGCGACUUCAGCGGGGAGUGGCUGAUGAUGGAGGAGGAGGCGGCGCUGCCGCUGGUGCCGCCCAUCUCCCCGGCGUUGACACAAAAGUUGCGUGAGCAUCAGGACACCAGACAGAGGCAGCGAAGCGGCGCCGAUGGCGGCAGCGGCGGCAAGGAAACGGCACAAGCAACGACGGCGCCAACAACCAAAUCCAAAGCCAAGUCAGCAGCAUCCGCGGCCGACGGGGAGGGAGAUGCGGGCGGUGCUGGGGGCGGGGGACGCACACCGCAGGGGGCGGAGGCAGAGAAGCCAGCCGGCAAUGGCGCCGACGACGAGGGGAUCCGUGGGGACUACCUUAGCCUUCUCCCCGCCUCCGGAGCGCCGGCGGACGUCGCCAGGAGUGACCUGCAGGCCACUCUCACGCUGCGGGAGGGCCGGGACGGGUUGGUGGUGCCCGCCGCUGCCUCCGCGCAGUCGUCGCGCCCCGGGUUGAGACCGGCGGCUUUGUCGCAGCAGCGUGUGGUGCCGCUUUGGAGCGUGGAACGCUACACAGCACGCGGCGGCUACGCGUCAAACGCGGCGAUCGCGCUGCAUCAAGAGAUCUGCGACUUUUUGAACUACCUGCGCCCCUCUGAGGCGGAGGUUUCUAUGCGAGAAAUUAUCGGAAUGGAGGUGCGGGCGAUCGCCAAACGGCUUUGGCCCGGCUGCGAACCCAUCGUCUUCGGCAGCGUGUUUACGGGGCUCCUGCUGCCGCUCUCUGAUCUCGACAUGACCAUUCUGAACGUGCCAGUGUCGACGGAGGAGGCACUGAGGGCGCUAGCGCGUGAAAUCAGCCGUGCAGAGUUGUGCCACGCCGCCUACCCCCAGCUUAUCCUCAAGACGAAGGUCCCACUAGUAAAGUUUCAGCACCGGCAUUCCUUGUUGGACGUGGACAUCAGCAUCAACGCCGAGGAUGGACAGAGAAAUUCCGCCAUUGUAGCAGACAUGCUUCGCAGCUUUCCCGAGGCACGCCCCUUGACCGUGCUGGUGAAAUACUUUCUGCAGCAACGCGGGAUGCACGAGCCUUACCAUGGUGGGCUUGGAUCCUUCGCGACCACCCUGCUCGUGAUUAGUUUCCUGCAACACCACCCCAUUUACACGGAGCGGCCCGAGGAACGGGCCUACACCGGCCUUGGGAGGCUACUUGUGGACUUCUUUCGCUACUAUGGCAUGUACUUCAACUACAGCCACUGCGGUAUCUCACUGCUGGACGGCGGUCGGUACUUUCGCCGCAGCGACACGUCUGGGGUGGCGUCUAGCAGCCUGCCGGGCCAACGCCCCUCGUUGGGACCCACGCAGGUGAUGAUAGAAGAUCCAGGCUGUACGCAAAACAACGCCGCGAGUUCGCUGCGCAACUUUCAUGUGAUCACCUCUGUCUUUACCCAUGCGUAUAUGGCGUUGACAGCGGUAUUUGAUGCACCGGCUGGCGCCGCAGCGGACUUUUCGCCGGACUCCACGGAGAUUGCGCGACGCCCGACGUUGCUUUCCCGUAUUCUGCACGUGGAUGCGCCUAGCGUUGCGCGGCGCCAGUCGAUUGCGGCCGCGUACGAGGCGCUUACGCAGGACCCUGCCCAAAAGGAGAAGCUCCUGGCGGCGGUAGCAGCCGGCAGCAAGGAGGAAGUGCUUGCACUGCAAAAAUUUCGCCUGCGGGAGGGGACAUCAUUGCGAGGAAGCACGAAAACUUGGGGGCAGAAGCGCAGCCGCAGCGGCUCCACCGGUUGCAGCAGCAGCAGCAGCAGCAGCAGAGGAAGUGUCACCUCCACGAGCAGCGCAUCGUCGAAUGGCAGUUCGGUUCGUGUGGUUUCCCGUCGUCUUCGUCGUUGA